CAUCUCACAACAUGGAUAAAUUUCGGUUGGACCAAGCACGUGGGGGUCAGCUCACCGACAGACUCGCCAUACAUGAUGGAUUCGCGCGCCAUAGCUGUGUCCCACAGCUGACAUGCUGGACUAAGUGAAUGAAUGUACUGUGUGCACAUCAGGAUGAGCAAGCGCAGAAGAAAUCUGGUAGAUCAGCAUAUCUUCACCAACCUCAACCGUAUCCUACCAAGCUCAUCAAGAGGACCAACUCACCACACUCAAACCCAAACCGACCAGGCCAGGCCAGAAACCACCCCAAUCAGAAUCACCCUACCCUACAUGGGCAAGACUUCACAUGAAAUCAGCAGACUGAUGGACGUCAGUGAUUCACGCCAAGACCCGGAUGUAACUCCAGUGAAGACGCCCCUUUUGCAGCGCAUUAUUGUGAAGUUUCAAAGCACUGUGUUCAGAAGAAAGGCAAUAUACAUGCUGGGGCUGUACCUCGUGUCUUUCUCCUCUGGAUGGAUAGUGGGACUGAAGGGGCCAGCCUUUCUCGACCUUCAGCAGAUCACUGGAGUAGGCACAAGCCAGGGUGCUGCCUUCUUCACAGCUGCAGCCGUUGGGGCUGUAGUUGGAAGUUUGUUCGGUGGUGCUCUCUAUGACAGUUUCAACCGUCACAUAGUGUUGUUUGUGUCAUCCUUCCUGUAUGCUGUGACGUGUGCAAUCAUUCCCUGGUGUUCUGUGUACUGGUCAAUGGUGAUGAUGUUCCUGAUACACGAGCUGGUUGCAGGUGCUGCCAGGUCAGGUAUGAAUGUGGAGAUCGUGGAGGAGUGGGGAGACGAGGGCAAACCCUUCAUGCAGGCACUGCAUUUCUCCUUCUCUCUUGGGGCAACCAUCGCCCCUUUCGUCCUUGAACCGUUCCUCUCCCAGGAACCUGAACAAACAACAAUGAUCACAGCCAACUAUACCUCCACAACAACCAUUACUUCAGGCAUGAACAUGACUAGUACUCCAGCCCCGAGACCAGAGAGUAACAUCCAUUAUGGCUUUUUAAUUGUUGCAAUUCCCUCAGGAAUAGUUUCUUUUGCAUUCCUCAUCAAAUUCUUCCAUGAAAGGAACAAGGGUACAAGUAACAUUCGACGGAAGGACGCACAGAAGGACGCCAAGGACCAUGAUGAAGAAGAAGGUCCAGCGAGGAAGAAGAGAACUCUCCCUCGACGACUUCUCAUCAUCACACUGGCACUCUUUGCCCUCUUCUACUUCUUCCUGGACGAGGUGGAAGACACCUCCCCAUCUUUCCUGGCUUUGUUUGUCGUGAAGCAGAUGAAUUGGUCUAAGAAAUAUGGUGGACGCCUGUCCUCCGCUUUCUGGGCAUCCUACACAGCUGGGAGAGGGUUUGGCAUCGUCCUCAUCAGUUUCGUCACACACGCCCAGUUCUUCACCAUCUGCUGCGUCGUCCUCUGUGUGUCUCAGCUUGGUCUCCUCCUGUCAGCCACCUAUGGAUUUGGUACUGGUAUCUGGAUCAGCGUUGUUGGUAUAGGACUGGCAAUCUCAGUGGUGUUCCCCGCAAGUCUCACCUGGACAGAAAAGGAGCUUGUCCAACUCUCAGGGAAGCUGAUGGGUGUCAUCUAUGUUGCCCUAGGUCUCGGUGGACUUGCAAACCCUCAGAUUAUUGGCGUCGCCAUGGAUCUGUAUUCACCAAUGUGGUACAGUUAUGUUCUGUUUGCUGAGAGCGUCUUGUUUUCCAUCACCUUCCUAGUUCUGGUGACUUUAGUUAAGAAGGUACUCUCUAAACAUACACAUGACAUUGUACAAAGAGGAAUAAAUGAAAACAAAGAAGAUCCCCUGACAACCUUCAAAAUGAAGAAUGAAUGUGUUGGUCAAAAUGUACCCACCCAGCAAUAAUAAGUAAAACAUUGUUCAAUAUAUCAUGGUCUCCACAGUGGGACAAAAGAGGUUAUUGUUCUUCCAAUGUAAUUGCUCCCUGUAAAGGGUUUCCUCAUAAAGGUAUUUCUUUAAAAGUGCAUGCCAAUCGUCUU
Molecule: messenger RNA, 2009 nt
Organism: Haliotis rufescens (red abalone)
Lineage: Eukaryota; Metazoa; Mollusca; Gastropoda; Lepetellida; Haliotidae
Product: sodium-dependent glucose transporter 1A-like
Exons: 7
Coding region: 133-1875 (580 amino acids)
Biological process (GO): transmembrane transport
Source: RefSeq, a predicted model, not a curated record